CUCGCUCGUACAUCAUACUACUAUGGUUUAUUUACGAAAAAUAUAUUUAGCUGUGGUACACUUUGUGUGAUUCGCAUCUCUUCCGAUGAUGAUGGUUCAAAAACUGCCAAUUCUCGGCAAGGGGCCAGGGGUUUCUCCGUCAUCAUAGUAAGCCACGGAGUAGUUUUUGGUUCGCACCGUGGAUGGAUCGUCUUAAAAUGUUCUAACGUAGUUUUUGCCGACUGUGCGCCGCGUAUCACUGAUGGGGUGUUGACCAGUAGAGCAGGUUACUACGUUACACAUUUACUAAGUGCGCAAGCAGUGAUCAACGAGGAAAAAUUGCGCAACGCAAUUCGCGGGCUAUGAUCAAUUGCACUUUUCGUUAUUAACGUUACGUUACGAAUUUCCAUUCUUCCUGUUACUCUGUUUAGUUGGCUGUCGUACGGAUUGAAUGACUGAUUGAGAAGAAGAUUGAUAUGUGUGUCUAAAUGCAUUCCUGACGAUAAAAGGUUAAAAUAAUAUUCUAGAAGUUCAUCGCAAGGAAGAAAAACUUAUUUUGAAAGGAAAAUACGAAGACUGUGCAGUGGAGUCAAAGUGAAUUGGUCGUGUUAUCAAUCGAGAAAUCAGUGAACGGUGAAAAGUAAACAACAAAGUCGAAUGGUAAAUAAUCUCGACAACAAGUGUAAUAAUAAGAAUAGUAUCAUUUAUUUAAACAAACGUACUGUUGUUAUGAUCCCAAAAGUUGAUUUUACUCAAUCAUGAGCUUGCAGUGAAUUGGUGUUGGUUCGCAACGUCCUCAAAGUGAAAAGUCAAUUUACAAAAAUAAUCUGAGGCAAGUGAAGAAUACGAGGCAAGUAAAGAAUACGAGGCAAGUGUAUCACUUUUCUCACUGAAAAACACGGUUUCGCGAAGUGGAUUCCGGUUGCUCGAUCUUGGAGAGAGGAUCGUGUCACGUGAUGGACUCGUUUGGUUCGCCGUGGCCAGGUUCGCCUAGAGGCUCAGGCCUCGAGGGUCUCUCGAACGAUGGCAUCCCGAUGGAUGCGCUGGCCGAGUUGCAGGAUGGGGCUUUCGAGCCACAAACACGUGCUCGUUCCAACACAUGGCCACUUCCGCGGCCGGAUAAUUUCGUUGAACCAGAUGCGGAAUCAGAAAGCAAUAAAUGUAGCACCCAGCAGUUGGCAAGUGCAGGUGCCAAUGCAAAUCAACCACAAUCGGCCGCAUCGUCCGGGUCGGCGUCCGCUAAGAAGAACUCAUCGCGUCGCAACGCUUGGGGUAACCUAUCGUACGCUGAUUUAAUUACACAAGCAAUUAGUUCAGCAGGUGAUAGUCGCCUAACGCUCAGCCAGAUCUAUGAAUGGAUGGUGCAAAAUGUGCCCUACUUUAAGGACAAGGGCGAUUCGAACAGUAGCGCAGGAUGGAAGAAUUCAAUCAGGCACAAUCUCUCACUUCACAAUCGCUUCGUGCGGGUGCAGAACGAAGGAACCGGCAAGUCUUCCUGGUGGAUGCUGAAUCCGGACGCGAAACCGGGCAAAUCGGUCCGUCGGAGGGCGGCCUCAAUGGAGACGUCCAAGUACGAGAAGCGGAGGGGCCGGGCGCGGAAACGGGUCGAGGCGAUUCGGCAGCAAGCGGCCCUCGGCUUAGCAACAAAUCCCCUGAAUGACGCCACCCCCUCGCCAAGUAGUAGUGUUAGUGAAAACCUUGAUUCAUUUCCGGAAAGUCCUCUGCAUAGUGGAAACUUCCAACUAUCACCCGACUUCCGGCAACGUGCCUCGUCGAAUGCAAGUUCUUGUGGUCGAUUGAGUCCGAUCCAGUCCAUCGUCGGAAUCGAUAAUACGUGGACAUAUCCGCCGGAACUGGCCGAACUGGCCGACAAUCCGGACGCCGCGGAACAAUCGGUUGAACCCGUUCUGGAGCUGAACGCCCAAGGUCAGGCACAACUGGAUCUGCUGGCCGGAUCGUUGGCAGAUGAACUCACCCUGCAGCAGACGAAUGAUUUCUUCAAAGGAUUCAGUCAAGGGACGACGCUUCAUAGCCAACCUCCGCCACCAUAUCAGGCACCGCAGCCCUACUCCCUGCACGCAACAGUUGCCCAGCCCUUCGGAUUUCCGCCGCAGCAGAACCAGUGUCCCAUCCAUCGCCACCAACAGUGCACCUGUAUGCUACAAAACACCACCCGCGAGAGUAUGUCGCCGGCUUCCGGAACCGGAAUGUCACCAUCGUACCCGCACAGUGAACCAUCGCCGGACUACGCCAUGCUUGUGGGAGCCCGCGUGAUACAGAGGACACCCUCCGCCAGUCCACCGCUGACGCCCAACACCGUCUGUGGGAUGGUGACAACGACGUCGCAGAAUGAAAAUACUCCACAGACACUGAUGGGCCAGUUCAUGGAAGCGCUAAACAAUCAGACAAACAUCGACGAUAUCAACAUCAACCUGGAAUCGUUCCCCGGAGGACUGGAGUGCAACGUUGAUGAAGUGAUAAAACACGAGCUUAGCAUGGAAGGAUCGUUGGACUUCAACUUUCCCAUGUCGAACUACAACAGUACGUACACGCCAACGAACAGUUCCAACUCGCAGGAUUCGACAAUCAGUGCAAUAGCGGCCACUCCGAAUCAGGCCACGGCGCCCCACACGCACGGACAGUACACGGCGCGGACCAGCGUUACGCCCCCAUCCUGGGUUCACUGAGGCUGGCUGUGAAUUGGAGUGCCACAUCCACGUGUCUGCUAAAAACGGGCAGCAGCGGUGAGUGUGUUGUUUUUCUCAUUUCUUCAUUUCUACUUCGAAUGGUUCAAUGAAAAAUGAAAACGAAAAAAUAGUAGAGAAUCCGAUCGUUGGUUGAUGCCAUUGCUUCGGCUUUGUGAAGAAGUAACUGUUUCUAGUGAAGCGAUUUUUAUUUAAAUUUUUGAAUGAAUAAAUUGGUUUGCUACGCUGAACAAA
This is a messenger RNA of Uranotaenia lowii, 2918 nucleotides long. RefSeq names its product forkhead box protein O (gene foxo). Gene Ontology annotation, biological process: regulation of transcription by RNA polymerase II. The record is from RefSeq and is a predicted model, not a curated record. Lineage: Eukaryota; Metazoa; Arthropoda; Insecta; Diptera; Culicidae. Gene Ontology annotation, cellular component: nucleus. Gene Ontology annotation, molecular function: RNA polymerase II cis-regulatory region sequence-specific DNA binding; DNA-binding transcription factor activity, RNA polymerase II-specific. The transcript is spliced from 9 exons. The coding region runs from base 936 to 2666 and encodes 576 amino acids.